AUGGAUCUUUCGAAAACGCUCAUCCGGACUGUGGCGCGCGCCUUCUACGAGACCCGUCAUAUCUUGGUAGUCGAUGCGCUCUUCUUGCACUCAGUCCUUCACGCCGAGGAUCUUGCUUUCUUGAUGGGCAUGCAGCAGAAGGAUCUCCGAAAGCUGUGCGCCAGGCUUCGAGAGGAUCGUUUGAUCGGAGUGCUGAUCUUUUUCUUUCCCGAGUCUAGGAGCACACGCGCUGAAAUUCGCGAUGGAUCCAGUCGCCCUGUCAACCGUGAAUACUAUUACAUUCCCCUUCAUCCCGUUGUCGAUGCAAUCAAGUACAAAGUCUCCAAGUUGACUGCCACGAUUAAAGCGCAGUACACCCCGAGCGAAGAGCGCAAGGAGUAUAUAUGUCUCCGGUGUUCAUCAGAGUGGACUGAGCUGGAUGUGCUGAGCCUGGUUGGAGAUGAAGGGUUUGAAUGCCAAAACUGUGGCGCCGUUCUGGAACGAACUGAGGAUGUCAAGGGAGUCGAAGGAAUUGAACGCACAGGCCAUGAAAAAAACAGCAAGCUCAUGGCACAGCUAGAUAACAUGCUCAAGCUGUUGAAGCAAAUUGACUCCGUUGAGAUCCCGCCAAAUGACUUUGAGACUGCUUGGGAUCACAAGGUUGAAGUCAUCCGGAACCAGAACACGCACCCAGUCCGCGCUGCGAUUGCUGUUCCGCCCAAGGCCCAGGAUACCACACGACCCAAUGCCAAGACAGAUGCUGCCGCAUUGGAGAUCUCUCUUACUUCGAGUGAAGAGAAGAGUGCUGCCGAGCAGGCCGAAGAGGCCGCUCGGAAAGCGGCAGUCGAAAAGCAGAAUGCUCUUCCCGUUUGGCAUACGCAUUCUACGGUCGAUGCAAACAAUGCUGCCAAUGCUCAAAUCAAGAACGAAGCUGGUCAGCUGGUGAAACCAGAGCUCGCGGAUGAGGACCAGAAGCCCAGUGUGGAUGCCCUGGACGACAAAGUCGCCGCUUACUAUGCGGAGAUGGAGCGGGAAAAGGCACUUCAAGCCGAACAAGAUGCGAGCAGCGCAGAAGAAGAUUCCGAUGAAGAAGAAUUCGAGGAUGUCGACGGUGUCUCUGGUCAGAGUGGGCCUGCUACACCGGCCACACUUGGCGGCCCCACGAGUGCCCCUGUCGCCUCCUCUAGCGUUGGUAUCAAGCGUGAGCUUGAUUCAGCUUCUAGUGGACCUCAAUCCUCUGUUGGCACGCCGUCUUCUCUUGCUGAUGAUGGUCCUUCGGCAAAGAAAAUCAAGGUCGAUCAGGAUAUCAAGCCUGAUCCUGACGUCAAAACUGAGCCUCAGGUCAAGACCGAGCCCGAUGACCAAAAAGAAGCCGAGGAAUCUGACGAGGAUGAUGAGGAAUUCGAAGAUGUCUAA
This is a messenger RNA of Penicillium soppii, 1395 nucleotides long. Its product is annotated as putative transcription factor TFIIE complex alpha subunit. NCBI's taxonomy places the organism in Eukaryota, Fungi, Ascomycota, Eurotiomycetes, Eurotiales, Aspergillaceae. Gene Ontology annotation, cellular component: transcription factor TFIIE complex. The record is from RefSeq and is a predicted model, not a curated record. Gene Ontology annotation, biological process: transcription initiation at RNA polymerase II promoter; transcription open complex formation at RNA polymerase II promoter. The transcript has 3 exons. The coding region runs from base 1 to 1395 and encodes 464 amino acids.